AUGAAUUAUGAUGCGACCCUACUUCGCCAUAUAAUCAUCUUUUUGACUAUGGAAGGCGACUGGAGAUUAGACCUGCGUUCUUUGAGUCUGUUCCUAUCUGUGCAGAAGGAUCGCCGUGACUUCGACGUCAAAAGGAUGCUUCGGCAGGAAUUACAAUGUUUUGAAAAAAUAGUGGUCAUACAUGCUGUGCAUUGUAGAGCGAUUCUCGAUGGAAUCAAUGGUUUUACUAUACAUAAACCCACCAAUUUUUCGUCUAAAUACAAACUAGUCAGCUCAAGCUGCCUUAUGGAGCCCGCAUGAUACUUGGCAAAAAAUUUACGAAGAUGAAUAAUGAACGAAGAGGAGCGCUCCGAUUCACAUAAGAUAUAGCAACUGCUUUCUCCCUUCUCUGUUUCCGCUGACUGUAAUAUGAAAUACCUAAAGUUUUGAGGACAAAAGAGUAGUCUUUUUGAGAGUUCCAUUCAUAGUUACGUCGUCCUCAGGCUAUGCAGCUGGAAUGACGAUGAGGAUAUGAACGAUGGACUGCUACGGCAUGGACUGUUACGAUGAGAUAUCCGAACCGACGAAGAAAGUGUAACGCUAUGUCCCGAGCAGAGUAUGAAGCAGAACGAGAGUAGAUAUGGUUGACUGCAGGGAAUCGCCCGGGGAUUGAACGCCCGCGCGCAUGUCAUUUGCGGCUAACAUUGACAUUCACACGCAUGAGUCAUCAUAGUGACCGUACUCGGAAGCGGCGGCGCAGGCACGCUCGCGUGCGUUCAGCCUACGGCUAGCCGGGCAAUUUCGUGCAGUCGACUGUAGUAAUGGUAGCC
Cylicocyclus nassatus is the source of this 809-nucleotide messenger RNA. NCBI's taxonomy places the organism in Eukaryota, Metazoa, Nematoda, Chromadorea, Rhabditida, Strongylidae. The record is from the annotation of a GenBank genome assembly.